GCGAACUGGGAACAGACUGGCUGAGGCUCGCAGCUCUCAGUCUCUUCUCUGUGCUUCGCCAAGCAGCUUCUCUGUGCUUUCCUCUUUCUCUCUCGCCCACAUCGGCUUUAAUACUCUUCUUGCCUGAGCUUACAAGAGGAAACGUAGCAACAGAGGGGCUCGCUCACUCGCUCGCACCAACUUCGCCCACGCCAUGCUGCCCUGGAGAAGGAAUAAGUUUGUUCUGGUGGAGGAUGAGGCGAAGAGUAAACCCAAGAGCCUGGGGACUGGACUGACAUACCACUCCAUCCUCUCUUCUCUGCUGCGCUCCUGUCCUGACUUGCUACCCGACUGCCCCUUUGACUGGGUGGGUAGCAUCUUCCACACAAAACGGCAAAAGGUUGAACUGAAUAAAGAGGAGCCGGUUUAUAAUGUGCGCUACUUGGGAAGUGUGGUCACCAUUACGGCAAAGGGAGAUGGCUGCACCCAGGAGGCGGUGGCCAAAAUCUGGGCGAGGAGCAACUAUGGGGACCAGAGUGUCAAGAUGAGGUUAACAGUGGGACCACAAGGGAUCCGGAUGAGUGCCGACAAAUCCGGGAAAAAGAAACCCAUCCAUCUUUACUCCCUGAACAGGAUCACUUAUUGCACCGCUGACCCGUGCCGGCCCAAGAUCCUGGCUUGGAUUUAUAGGCACCAGGUCAAGAACAUGGCGGUGGUGCUCCGGUGUCACGCAGUCCUGGUUAGUAAGUCGGAGAAGGCCCAGGCAAUCGCCCACAGCCUCUACCAGAAUGCCACCUCCGCCUUCAGCGAGUUCAAGCGGCUGAAGCGUCAGAGUGAUUUCCGGCACUGCCAGCAGCAGCUGCUCGGUGAGGAGGCAGUGCCCCUGAUGCCUCUGAGGAGGCUGCUGAACGGGCAGUGCCACUACAGACCGCCUGCCGACAACCCCGGGACUGCCACCCGUCUCUGCUCCAUCACAGAGGAAGAGGAAGAGGAGGAGGAAUGUGAGAAGGAGAGCAAAGAUAGAAAGGAAGAGGUGAAGGAAGCGGAGGAGGAUGUAAAGGAGCAGCAGGACAAACAGAAGGUUUUAACGACAAACACAGACCCGACUCAGUUAUUAUCAAAGUUGGACAUUGGGGAUAUUGCUCGACUGGAGCAGUGCCAAAUCAACUUUGUCAGUGACAGCAACAACAAUACAUUUACCUUUAUAACCUCUCUGGUGUGACUGUAACACAGUUUAAAGAGUGCAAUUCUGCACUACAAUGACACAUUCCUCUCUCUGCCCUUCACUGGUACCCCACUCAGGCUCCCUCCUGCCCCAACCAUGUAAUGCAAAGUGUUUACCAGAAACUUCUCCAACUUACCGGGUGGACAAGAAGAGGCAGACGAUCGUUUGUGGGAGUAAUUCCUACUCUGCCCGGAUGCCUCGGAUUCGGGCUUGACUGUAGCAGUUUGGGAAACUGCAUGUUUACACAGGAGGGCUGGUGAUGCACAGACUAACAGCAGCACAAUGACAAAUGAGGACACUGGGUUCAGAAAACACGGGAGUGCUGAGAGACGCUGAGAUCGCUGACAUUUGUGUCACAUAUUGAUUGCAGCACCGAUCAGGAUGUAAUUAGUAGACCUCUGUCUCUUAUUUUUGUGAGUAUAUUUCAAGCCUCGUUUGUAAACAGGGUCGUUUUUUGGACUGACUUGUGAUAUUUUUCAGGGAGGUUCUUUGUAAAUUUGUGUAACUUUUCUAAAAUGACAAUCCUCAUUAAAAUGACUCGCAGACUGACCUUUCCCAGCGAAGAAGUUUAUUACGGUUUUACUAAUGAUAGCAGCCGACUAAUGAAUAAGGCUAUAAUUUAGGAGGCAAGCCAUUGAGUCGACAUGUUUAUUGCUGCCAUUUGUUAAGGUCCUUAUCAUUUAUGCAUGACAAGUCAGCAGUAACCUUUUUCGUGCUGAGCUAUUGUCUUUUUUCUCAUGACAUCUUUGAUCCUUUGGCUUUUAAAAUGAACACUGUGAUAAAUGCGUGACCAGGGACUAUUACAUAACUGUUCAUGCAGCAUUGAUUAAUUCUUAUAAUGCAUCUUUUAAAAUAUAUAUUUAUGAUUUGCUAAAGCAAAAACAAACUGUUUGCCACUGCUCUGCCCGUCUUAGUUUUGCUAAUGCAGUUUUUCCAUGAGCCCUUGCAAAAAUGCAAAUGACCCUCACUAUUGAACACAAGUGUUUGAAAUAUGACUGUAGCUGAUUUCCUGUUGAUAAUAUCUGUGCUACUGUCCCAAGAUGCAUUGUGAUUACUAUGAGAUGAAGCUAUUUAUUUUCCAAAUAUGAUGAAUAAAAAUUACCCUUG
Molecule: messenger RNA, 2311 nt
Organism: Maylandia zebra (zebra mbuna)
Lineage: Eukaryota; Metazoa; Chordata; Actinopteri; Cichliformes; Cichlidae
Gene: fam43b
Product: family with sequence similarity 43 member B
Source: RefSeq, a predicted model, not a curated record